CAGCAAUCAGAGCUCUCCCCCUCACAUCAGUGGCAUGCUUCGUGGAGAUAUGCUCCUCUCACUGCCCGGUGCACCAGCAACAUGGAUUGUCACCUCUCCAUCCUCGUCUUGCUCAUCUGCUGCGUCCUCAGCUGCUCCGGGGAACUGAGCCCACAGCCUUCCAACGAAGUUAACCUUCUAGAUUCAAAAACAAUUCAAGGAGAGCUGGGCUGGAUCUCCUACCCAUCACACGGGUGGGAAGAGAUCAGUGGUGUUGAUGAGCAUUACACACCCAUCAGGACUUACCAGGUGUGCAAUGUCAUGGAUCACAGCCAAAAUAAUUGGCUGAGGACAAACUGGGUCCCAAGAAACUCAGCUCAGAAAAUCUAUGUGGAGCUCAAGUUCACACUACGGGACUGCAACAGCAUUCCAUUGGUUUUGGGGACUUGCAAGGAGACCUUUAACCUGUACUACAUGGAGUCUGACGAUGAUCAGAGUGUGAAAUUCCGCGAGCAUCAAUUUACAAAGAUUGACACCAUUGCAGCCGAUGAAAGUUUCACCCAGAUGGAUCUUGGAGACCGCAUUCUGAAACUCAAUACUGAGAUUAGAGAAGUGGGGCCGGUCAACAAAAAGGGGUUUUAUUUGGCUUUUCAAGACGUUGGUGCUUGCGUUGCCUUGGUGUCUGUGAGAGUGUACUUCAAAAAGUGCCCGUUUACUGUGAAGAAUCUGGCUAUGUUUCCAGACACAGUACCCAUGGACUCCCAGUCUUUGGUGGAGGUUAGGGGCUCUUGUGUCAAUAAUUCCAAGGAGGAGGAUCCUCCCAGGAUGUACUGCAGCACAGAGGGGGAAUGGCUUGUACCCAUCGGGAAGUGCACCUGCAACGCUGGUUAUGAAGAACGAGGUUUCAUAUGCCAAGCUUGUCGACCAGGCUUCUACAAGGCCUCAGAUGGUAUUGCCAAGUGUGCUAAGUGCCCACCACACAGCUCGACACAUGAAGACGGUUCAGUGAACUGCAGGUGUGAGAAUAAUUAUUUCCGGGCAGACAAAGACCCUCCAUCCAUGGCUUGUACCCGACCUCCAUCCGCACCAAGAAAUGUUAUCUCUAACAUAAACGAGACCUCAGUUAUCCUGGACUGGAGCUGGCCCCUGGACACAGGAGGCCGGAAAGAUAUUACCUUCAACAUCAUAUGUAAAAAAUGUGGUUGGAAUGUGAGGCAGUGUGAGCCGUGCAGCCCCAACGUCCGCUUCCUCCCUCGGCAGCUCGGACUCACCAACACCACGGUGACAGUGACAGACCUCCUGGCACACACUAACUACACCUUUGAGAUCGAUGCCAUUAAUGGGGUGUCAGAGCUGAGUUCACCACCGAGACAAUUUGCUGCAGUCAGCAUCACGACUAAUCAGGCUGCUCCAUCACCUGUCGUGACAAUUAAGAAAGAUCGGACCUCCAGAAAUAGUAUUUCUUUAUCUUGGCAAGAACCUGAGCAUCCAAAUGGAAUUAUUCUCGACUAUGAAGUCAAAUACUAUGAAAAGCAGGAACAAGAGACGAGUUAUACCAUUUUGAGGGCAAGAGGCACAAAUGUUACUAUCAGUAGCCUCAAGCCAGAUACUACUUACGUAUUUCAAAUUCGAGCUCGAACAGCAGCGGGAUAUGGAACAAACAGCCGCAAGUUUGAGUUUGAAACUAGUCCAGACUCUUUCUCCAUCUCUGGUGAGAACAGUCAUGUGGUGAUGAUUGCCAUUUCAGCAGCCGUGGUCAUCAUUGUCCUCACUGUUGUCAUUUAUAUAUUGAUUGGGAGGUUCUGUGGCUAUCACAAGUCAAAACACAGUUCAGAUGAGAAGCGUCUUCACUUUGGGAAUGGGCACUUAAAACUUCCAGGUCUCAGGACUUAUGUUGAUCCGCAUACCUAUGAGGACCCGACACAAGCAGUUCAUGAGUUUGCCAAGGAGUUGGAUGCCACCAACAUAUCCAUUGACAAAGUUGUCGGGGCAGGUGAAUUUGGAGAAGUUUGCAGUGGUCGCUUAAAACUUCCUUCAAAAAAAGAGAUCUCAGUGGCCAUCAAGACCCUGAAAGUAGGCUACACAGAGAAGCAGAGGAGAGACUUCCUGGGAGAAGCGAGCAUCAUGGGACAGUUUGACCAUCCCAACAUCAUCCGGCUGGAAGGAGUUGUCACUAAAAGUAAGCCAGUGAUGAUCGUUACAGAAUACAUGGAAAAUGGCUCCUUGGACAGUUUCUUACGUAAACAUGAUGCGCAGUUCACAGUCAUCCAGUUGGUGGGAAUGCUCCGAGGAAUAGCAUCAGGUAUGAAGUACCUUUCGGAUAUGGGCUAUGUCCACCGGGACCUUGCUGCUCGGAACAUCUUGAUCAACAGCAACUUGGUGUGUAAAGUUUCUGACUUUGGACUCUCUCGGGUACUUGAAGAUGACCCAGAAGCUGCUUAUACGACUAGAGGAGGGAAGAUACCAAUACGAUGGACAUCACCAGAAGCAAUUGCCUACCGCAAGUUCACAUCCGCUAGCGACGUGUGGAGUUAUGGGAUUGUUCUCUGGGAAGUUAUGUCUUAUGGAGAAAGACCAUAUUGGGAGAUGUCCAAUCAGGAUGUAAUUAAAGCAGUGGAUGAGGGCUACCGCCUCCCGCCUCCCAUGGACUGCCCAGCUGCCUUGUAUCAGCUGAUGCUGGACUGCUGGCAGAAAGACAGGAACAACAGACCCAAGUUUGAGCAGAUUGUCAGCAUUCUGGACAAGCUCAUCCGGAAUCCAGGCAGCCUGAAGAUCAUCACCAGUGCAGCAGCAAGGCCAUCAAACCUUCUUCUGGACCAAAGCAAUGUUGACAUCACUACCUUUCACACAACAGGUGACUGGCUUAAUGGUGUCCGGACAGCACACUGUAAAGAAAUCUUCACUGGGGUGGAGUACAGCUCCUGUGACACCAUUGCCAAGAUCUCCACAGAUGACAUGAAAAAGGUUGGUGUUACUGUGGUUGGGCCACAGAAGAAGAUCAUCAGCAGCAUUAAAGCUCUUGAAACACAAUCUAAGAAUGGUCCAGUUCCAGUGUAAAGUACAAGAAAGAUGUGAGAAAUGAAGAUGCAUCCUGAAAGUGAUGGAAAUGAUGGAGACACCACUGAAAGCUCCAAGUCUAAUAAGACGCUCAGUUAUAAGUCCAAAUGCCUUAAAAUGAAAUUGAAAAUGUCUUUAUUUUCCCCUAUCA
Molecule: messenger RNA, 3187 nt
Organism: Chionomys nivalis (European snow vole)
Lineage: Eukaryota; Metazoa; Chordata; Mammalia; Rodentia; Cricetidae
Gene: Epha3
Product: EPH receptor A3
Exons: 17
Coding region: 82-3036 (984 amino acids)
Biological process (GO): protein phosphorylation; cell surface receptor protein tyrosine kinase signaling pathway; axon guidance
Cellular component (GO): plasma membrane; neuron projection
Molecular function (GO): protein binding; transmembrane-ephrin receptor activity; ATP binding
Source: RefSeq, a predicted model, not a curated record